UUUCCCUCCCUUUGCCCCCUCAGCUGCCUCUCUCUUCGCCAUCCCUCCCCAUGCUCCUGGGGCAGCGGGAAGCUCCGUGGUGCGUACCCGGGAGCUGAGCUGCGACAGCAGCACGUCUCUUUCCCCGGGCAGGAUGUACACGGCCGGGCUGGCUCCGUUCUACGCCUCCAACUUCAGCUUGUGGUCAGCGGCUUACUGCUCAGCAUCGGGGCCGGCAGCCGGAGGAUGCUUCCCACUGGACGCCUCGGCGGCGAAGAAACCUUCUUUCUGCAUCGCCGACAUCCUCCACGCCGGCGCUGAGGCGGCAGGAGGACCCACAGACAGCCUGUCCGGAGCUCCCAGUACCGGCAUACCGGCAGCGCUGGGAGCCGUCCACCACGGCGCUCCCUUCCACGCCACCGCCUCUCCGCUUCGGCCCACGCCCGUCGUGGCCCCAGACGCCCCUUCCACCGCCUUUCCGCCGCGCCUCUCGCCGCUCUCCGCCGCCUACCACUCCCACCACCACCGCCCCACGCAGCACCGGUCUCCCGCGGCGGCGGCGGCAGCGGGCGGCGGAGGCGGCCCGGCCCCAGCCCGGCUGCCCGGCGGCCACACGCACGGCUCUGCUCCGGCUCCCGCCAGCAAGGACCUGAAAUUCGGCAUCGACCGCAUUUUAUCGGCGGAGUUUGACCCCAAAGUCAAGGAAGGCAACACACUGAGAGAUCUGACCUCCUUAUUAACUACCAGCCGCCAAACUGGGGUUCAUCUCCCCAACUUGCAGCCUUCCGCCGGCCAGUUCUUCGCGUCUCUAGACCCCAUUAACGAGGCCUCUGCUAUUCUGGGUCCCUUAAACACAAACCCAAGGAGCUCAGUUCAGCACCAGUUUCAAGACACUUUUCCAGGUCCAUAUGCAGUUUUAACCAAGGACACACUGCCUCAGACGUACAAGAGGAAACGUUCCUGGUCCAGGGCUGUUUUUUCCAACUUGCAGAGGAAAGGUUUAGAAAAACGGUUCGAAAUCCAGAAAUAUGUCACCAAACCGGACAGAAAGCAACUGGCGGCAAUGCUGGGGCUGACAGAUGCUCAAGUGAAGGUGUGGUUCCAGAACCGGCGGAUGAAGUGGCGGCACUCCAAGGAAGCUCAGGCCCAGAAGGACAAGGAGCCGCCGCCAGAACCAGAGCCGGAGCAGACGGCCCAGAGAGCUGCCGGUCCUCCUGCCGGUACCAGCGAGCCCGAGCGCAGCCCCAGCCGCUCCGAGGGCGACAGCGACAGCAGCGACGCCGACUCCCUCGACAUGGCCCCCAGCGACACGGAACGGACUGAGGGCGCCGAGCGGAGCCUGCCCGCCGCCGAGCUCUGCAAAUCCUCCGGUAGCACCGGCCUCCCUUCUCCCCCUCCACCCGCCGCCGCAACCAGUCCCGAGCCGCGAAGUGGCCUAUAGACGGGGCGGCCCCGGCGGCCAGGACCUGCGCCAUAAUUUAUCUGCCUUCUUCCGCCGCGGGAGCUCGGCAUCGGCCUGCUCCUGCCUGCGUCCAAAGCCUGACCCGGCCCGGGGUGAGGUGCUGAGGAUGCAGGCGGAGAAGAGAGCUUCGACCCCUAGACGGCUGGACGUGAGGCGGCUGCCUUUUCCUCCAGGCUGCUGGAAGGACAGCUGGAUGUCUCCUUUUUUACCCUCCUCCUUUUUAUUUUAUUUUAUUUUAAUUUUAAAAAAUCGUUCUCCGUCUCCCGUCCCUUGUCCUCUCCAGGAAAAUCCAGCUCCGAAGAACACGCUCCAAAAUCUCUCUGCCCAACCCAUCCCUCUCCAAACGAUUUACAAUGUGAAGUAUUUUGCCAGCGUUCCUCAUCGGUUGCAACUUGUUGCUUCGAAUAAUCCGGCCAACAAAUACUGCACUGACGAAAUAUAUAAAUAUAUAAAUAUAUAUAUCUAUAUCUUCUGUAAAUAAAAGGUUUGCUAUGGUUUGUAA
Messenger RNA from Pogoniulus pusillus (Red-fronted tinkerbird), 1943 nucleotides. RefSeq names its product H2.0 like homeobox (gene HLX). The coding region runs from base 134 to 1420 and encodes 428 amino acids. The transcript is spliced from 4 exons. Gene Ontology annotation, biological process: regulation of DNA-templated transcription. Lineage: Eukaryota; Metazoa; Chordata; Aves; Piciformes; Lybiidae. The record is from RefSeq and is a predicted model, not a curated record. Gene Ontology annotation, molecular function: sequence-specific DNA binding; DNA-binding transcription factor activity, RNA polymerase II-specific.